Alexandromys fortis (reed vole) is the source of this 2361-nucleotide messenger RNA. It is a transcript of the gene Lipa, whose product is annotated as lipase A, lysosomal acid type. Gene Ontology annotation, molecular function: sterol ester esterase activity. The coding region runs from base 226 to 1458 and encodes 410 amino acids. The record is from RefSeq and is a predicted model, not a curated record. Gene Ontology annotation, cellular component: intracellular membrane-bounded organelle. Gene Ontology annotation, biological process: sterol metabolic process. NCBI's taxonomy places the organism in Eukaryota, Metazoa, Chordata, Mammalia, Rodentia, Cricetidae. The transcript is spliced from 10 exons.
GGGGUGGAGUCACCAGGGCACUUCCCGGUAGCUUCGGCCCUCCCACCAGGUCUACAGAGGCUGCAGGCUAGCCAGUCUGCCUGGGCUGUAGUGGGCUCUGCGCCUGGAGACAGAGGUUGGAAGAUCGCUCUGGGCACAGUUCGAGCCGUUUGUUUCAGAUCUGUCUUCCCUGUGGGAUUCUAUCCACACUUGGUUCAAGAUUUUAAAGAGAGCUUUGCUCUGUCAAUGCAUGUUCAUUCAGGCGGCUGCUUUAAACGGAAGAAGAUGCAGCUCCUGGGCAUGGUGGCCUAUGUCAUCCUUGUAAUCCUGCUUUCUGGGGGACCCAUGGGGUCCGUCUCAGCUGUGGACCCUGAGGCAAAUAUGAAUGUGACUGAAAUCAUCACGUACUGGGGCUACCCGAGUGAGGAGCACGUGGUCCAGACAGAGGACGGGUAUAUUCUGAGUCUUCACCGAAUCCCUCAUGGGCGGAGCAACCAUUCUGAGAGAGGUCCCAGACCAGCCGUAUAUCUUCAGCAUGGCUUUCUGGCAGACUCGAGUAACUGGGUCACGAACAUUGACAACAGCAGCCUGGGCUUCAUUCUGGCGGAUGCUGGCUUUGAUGUGUGGAUGGGGAACAGCAGGGGAAAUACCUGGUCUCAGAAACACAAGACUCUCUCAGUUUCUCAGGAUGAAUUCUGGGCCUUCAGUUUUGAUGAGAUGGCGAAAUAUGACCUACCUGCUUCAAUUAACUACAUUAUAAAUAAAACUGGUCAAGAACAAGUGUAUUAUCUGGGUCAUUCUCAAGGCACCACCGUAGGUUUUAUAGCAUUCUUGCAGAUGCCUGAGCUGGCAAAGAAGAUUAAAAUGUUUUUUGCCCUGGCUCCCGUGGUGUCUCUCAAUUUUGCCUUGAGCCCUAUGGUCAAGCUUGCACGGUUGCCAGACAUUCUCCUUGAGGACUUGUUUGGACAUAAACAGUUUCUUCCCCAGAGUGCGGUGAUGAAGUGGCUGAGCACUCACGUUUGCGCCCACGUCAUCAUGGAGGAGCUGUGCACUAAUCUCUUCUUUCUUAUAUGUGGCUUCAAUGAGAAGAACUUAAAUAUGUCUAGAGUGGAUGUGUAUACAACACACAGUCCUGCGGGAACGUCUGUGCAAAACUUACUACACUGGGCCCAGCUUGUUAAACACCAUAAGUUUCAAGCUUUUGACUGGGGAAGCAGUGACAAGAAUUAUUUCCAUUACAACCAGAGUUGCCCUCCAGUGUAUGACAUGAAGGAGAUGACUGUACCCACUGCUUUGUGGAGCGGGGGCCAGGACUGGCUGGCAGACACCAAUGACAUCAAUAUCUUACUGACUCAGCUCCCCAACUUGGUGUACCACAAGCGCAUUCCUGAGUGGGAGCAUCUGGAUUUUAUUUGGGGCUUGGACGCCCCCUGGAGGAUGUAUAAUGAAAUAGUCAGUCUACUGAGGAAAUACCGGUGAAAGCCAGACUUUGAGAUAUGUACCCUUUACUAGGGCAAAAAAUUAUUUGCUUAAUUUCUGUAAAAUACUUGUGUUUUCCUUACCUAGCUAGAUCUUUUGCUUUUUUUUUUUCGUAUGCAAGAAGAUGAUGACUUUGCAGCUAUCCAAUGCUCUCUAGUCAGCAAGAAGCAUGCUAAUUAUGACCAUCAGGCUGGUGUCACCCCAGUGAUGCCUUCUUGAGCCUUUAAAGAGUAUGGGUGGUGUGUGGAAAUGGCAUUGCAAUCAUUUCGUUACAUUUUUACAAUUGCUUUUCGUGUCUGUGUGCCACAUAGACGUGCGCAUGCGUGUGCUCUGCACUGGCCAGACCUGCCUUGUGUGCAGGUCACGGCUAGUAUCAGGAUGCCUUCCUCAGAUACUUUUCAUCUUAUUUUUUGAGAGAGGGUCUCUCGCUGAAUCUGGAGCUUGCCGUUUCAGCUGGACUGACUGGCCAGGGAGCCUCCAGGAUCUGCCUGUCUACUUUCCCUCUUACCAGUGCUGGGCUUACAGGCACACGGUGCCCCACCCAGCGCUUUUUACAAUGGUUCUAGGGAUAUAAACUCAGGUUCUCGUGCUUUAGGAAUGAGCACUUUACCCACUGAGCCACCUCCCCAACCCCUCUGUACUAUAAAGGCUUCUCGACUACCUUUCUAUCUCACCCAACACAUGUGAGCACAUACAGGAGACUUCAAGCCAUCGUUGGUGAGCAAAAAUAAAUCUGUCUCUGACUUGAAUUCAGUAUGAAAGUACCUUAUUCUGGGCUUGACACGGCAGCGCGAACCUGCACCUGGGAGACUGUGACAGAAAGACUGCUGUGGAUUUAGGGCUUUUCUAGACAGUGACACUUUAUCUCAAAAGACCAAAGACAAAUAAAACAAAUAAAACGAA